AUGGCGUCUGCAUCCAAGCAAUACGGCGUUUCGCCUCCCAUCUCUACCGCGCUUCCCGAGCAGAACGACGUGGAGAAGAAUGCCGAACUCGUUGAAGAACUCAAGAGAGAGAACAACUAUGAGACGCAAGACGAGACUAAGAAGCGCAUGGCUACGCUUGGUACUCUACAGCGAUGCGUUAUCGAGUUCGUCAAAGAAGUCAGCAGAAGUCAACGUCUGCCUGAAUCUCAGAUCGCCCAGUUUGGUGGCAAGGUCUAUCCUUAUGGCAGCUACCGACUGGGUGUCUAUGGACCAGGAUCCGAUAUUGAUACUCUCGCCGUUGCGCCUCGUCACAUCAAGCGAGCCGAUUUCUUCGAACACUUCCCUAAUAUUCUGCGUCGCAUGGUACCGGAAUCAUCUAUCGGCUACCUCAUUCCAGUCGUGGAUGCAUUCGUUCCGAUUAUUAAGAUGCUUCUGAACGAUAUCGAAAUCGAUCUCAUCUUUGCUUCCAUCGAAACCUUGUCGACCAUCCCAAAAGACUUGAGCCUGAAUGACAAUAAGUUGCUCGAUGGCAUGGAUCAGGCGUCGAUAAGAGCCAUUACUGGCCCUCGUGUAACUGAUGAGAUCCUUGCGCAAAUACCCGAAGCCAAAACCUUCCGGACUGCGCUCCGUGCGAUCAAAUUAUGGGCGCAGCGGAGAGCGGUUUAUGCAAACAUCGUUGGCUAUCCUGGAGGAGUGGCAUGGGCCAUGCUCGUCGCGCGAGUCUGUCAGCUCUAUCCGCAUGCGGUGGGCGCAACUAUUGUGCACAAGUUCUUCUUCGUCAUGAAAGACUGGAAAUGGCCUAUCCCUGUGAUGCUGAAAGAAAUCGAGCAAGGCAAUGGCAAGGAGAAAGUUUGGAAUCCUCAGAUCUACCCCGGCGACCGAAAGAACAUUAUGCCCAUCAUCACACCCGCUUACCCGAGCAUGUGUUCGACAUACAACAUCUCGAAAUCUGGCAAGGCGGUCAUUCUGCGAGAGCUUGAGCGAGGUAGUAAGAUCACUCAAGAGAUCUUCUUUGGCAAGGGCAAGUGGAGUGAUCUGUUCCAGAAACACACUUUCUUUACAAAAGACCACAAAUAUUACCUCUCGGUGAUUGUGUCUGCCAAAGACCCCGACCAGGUCAAAGCAUGGGGAGGCAUGGUCGAAUCCAAAGUGCGCGUCCUUGUUAUGCAGCUCGAGCUCCAGAAUGACCAAAUCAGUCUUGCGCGGCCAUUCGUGAAAGGAUUUUCUCGAGCCCAUCAUUGUGACGAUGAUGCCCAGAGAAUGGAAGUAAGAAAAGGCAGCAUGAAGUACAAGGUCGAGCAGACGAAGAUUGUCGAGAACGGCAAUCCUGGACUCGUGGUUGACGGUGAUGCCACCGGCGCCAGUGGAGGUGAUUCUCCUACACCGGGUGGUAACUUCAACACGUACACCUUCUACAUUGGUAUCGAUCUUACUCCGCAAGCGCAAAAGAACCUCAAUAUCUCGGCGGCGAUUUCCUACUUCAAGAAUGUCUGCCAAGGCUGGCAGAGUUACGACCCAAACCUCCAUUUCAUCGAUGCGGUCCCGGUCAAGGCUCAUGAACUUCCUGACGAUCUCUUUGACAAGAAGCUUGGGGAGACAAAGCCCGUCAAACCCGUCAAGAAAAUUUUCAAGCAACAGAAACCCCUCGCUCGUGGAACGGAAGAGGCGGAGAAUUUGGUCAACGGAGAUUCGAAGCGGCAGAAGACUGGCACCGAGACUCCUACUCCCGCCCCGACGCAAUCACAGACUCCUACGCCAGCAGCAGCUUAG
Messenger RNA from Cyphellophora europaea CBS 101466, 1791 nucleotides. RefSeq lists its product as uncharacterized. Gene Ontology annotation, molecular function: poly(A) RNA polymerase activity; RNA binding. Gene Ontology annotation, cellular component: nucleus. The transcript has 2 exons. The record is from RefSeq and is a predicted model, not a curated record. The coding region runs from base 1 to 1791 and encodes 596 amino acids. Lineage: Eukaryota; Fungi; Ascomycota; Eurotiomycetes; Chaetothyriales; Cyphellophoraceae.